UCAGACCAAAUGUUUUUUUGUUUUGUGACACUUUUUCCUAGUCAUGUUACUGGCUGUUUGGCGUGUCAAUAACCCAUCAAGUUUAACCAUUAACCUCGGUUGUGGCAGUUAGUAACGAUGGCGACCAUAGCAGAGCUGAAGUCUGCGUUAAAGGAGACGCUGCAGUCGAGAGGCGUCCUGGGACAGCUGAAAGCCCGAAUCAGAGCCGAGGUUUUUAACGCGCUGGACGACCAGAGCGAGUCGAGACCCGCUCUAUCCCACGAGAACCUGCUCAUCAACGAGCUGAUCCGCGAGUACCUGGAGUUUAACAAGUACCGCUACACCGGCUCCGUGCUGACUGCAGAGUCUGGUCAGCCCGUGGUGCCUCUGGACAGACAGUUCAUGGCGAAUGAGCUGAAUGUGGUGGAAGACCCCAGCUCCAAGUCUGUACCUCUCCUCUAUGGGAUGCUUGCCCAUUUUCUUAAUGACAGUAAGGGGGAGAAAGGUGGAAUGAUGUUCCUGAAGGGUCCGUCUGUGCCCGUCUCCAAAGAAAAUGGGUUCAGUCAGCCAAACGAGUGGAACAGAGGAGAUAUUCCAGAGCCGGGUCAGGUGGCUGGACCAAGCAACGCAGACCCUUUCACGCUGCGUGGUGGAUAUAGAUGACCGGGCUUCCUCACAGUGAAGUCAUGUUUCAUUUUAAAUUGCAGUAUGGCUACAUCUUCCCACUGUCCACACAUGGAUGAGACCCAAACAUAUUUUUUUUUAAAGAUUCUGGUUUACAGUGUGAAAUACACAAGCUGAGUGAAUGAAGUCCCAGGCCAGAUUUUGGUAGUUGGGUUUAUUUAUUAUUUUUACAAUGGGCUUUUAACAGAUAUUCCAAGGCACAGACAUCAAACUGUUCCUAUUAAACAGGAUUGAGGAAAAAGACAUGCGUGUUGGAAGUCCGUUAGAAGCAUGUGAUUCUGUAUGUGCUUAGACUGUUGUGGUUUAAAUGCAGUAAUGUUUAAUAUGUUUGCUAAUGUAAUUAGUUUUUUAAUGUAAAAAGUUAGUUUUGCCUAAUUUUUUAAAAGGUUAUUACUACUCAUGUUAGUGGAGCCUAUACAUUGUAAUUUUGUAGGUGACAACAAUAUCUGUAUUUGGAAAGCUUGACUGACAUGUAACAAAUCUAACUGGUUUAUUACCCCCACCGUUAAUUCUGGGUUGGGCAAUUCCAUUUCCUGAGAGCAUAUGUAUAUUUUGUCCUUGGUAUUGUGCUGAUCUUUUCCAGCAGAUGGUGCAGUUGCAACUUAUUUACACUCUAUGCGAGCUGGUUGCUGUUCUCUUUAAGCAAAUUUGGUCUAUUUACCAAAUUCUAUUACCCUGCAGCAUUUAAUUUAAGUGCCUACAGUUGUACAUUUCCCAAAACACUCAGUUCUUAAAUCUGCUGUUUUUUGAGAGGGAGCUGCUUGUGAUUUGAUCAUUAAAAUUCCGUUUUUAAAACCUG
Messenger RNA from Acipenser ruthenus (sterlet), 1462 nucleotides. RefSeq names its product centrosomal protein 20-like. The transcript has 5 exons. Gene Ontology annotation, biological process: microtubule anchoring; cilium assembly. Lineage: Eukaryota; Metazoa; Chordata; Actinopteri; Acipenseriformes; Acipenseridae. Gene Ontology annotation, cellular component: motile cilium; centrosome; ciliary basal body. The record is from RefSeq and is a predicted model, not a curated record. Gene Ontology annotation, molecular function: protein binding. The coding region runs from base 118 to 642 and encodes 174 amino acids.